Solanum stenotomum is the source of this 855-nucleotide messenger RNA. RefSeq lists its product as uncharacterized. The transcript has 6 exons. Lineage: Eukaryota; Viridiplantae; Streptophyta; Magnoliopsida; Solanales; Solanaceae. Gene Ontology annotation, molecular function: actin binding. The record is from RefSeq and is a predicted model, not a curated record. The coding region runs from base 244 to 684 and encodes 146 amino acids.
UCAUAACAAUUUUUUUUUUCAAAUAUUGGUAAAUUGUAACCUUGGUCUACUAUGGUUAAAUGUACGAAAAAGUUGUGAGCAAACCGGUUAUUUGUGCACUUGAGCCAUUUUCACCCCAAUUACAACUCUGCUGGAGUCUGCUCUGUCAAUCAAAUUUGUUUUGGUUAUAUUUCGCCAUUUUUGCUAUUUUUGGUGCUCUACUGAAAUUGCUAUAUCCAAGUUUCGAGCAGGCAGAGCAAUAUAAUGGAGUGGGCAUUUGUGCAUAAAAUCUGGGAAAAAUCGAUUUCGAGCAAUGUUGGUUCAGGUCAACCAUUGAAGGCUGCUUUGCUUUUAAAUUACGACCCAUUAGCCCCUUCUCGUCUGAUGUCUACCAUUGCAGAGCAAGAAGGUAUAAUGGCAGAUCCAACCGAAAUGUGUGAACUCAUCAGCUUUGUCAAGAGAAACAAACUGCAGAAGGAGAGCUUUGUCAUUGGACAAAAUCAAUAUCUUGUAACAUCAAUUCAUGAGAGUUGGUUCUGUGCAAGAAGUAUGAGUACUUCAAAACCUGCUGGUGAAGGUGCUAUUCUGAUGCAGACAGGGGCAUUCUUCUUGAUUGGAUUGUAUGAUGGCUCUAUUGGUUCAGCAUCCCGUGCAAUGGUAGUUCUUGAUCAGUUUUCAUGGCAACUUAAUCGAAGAAAUCAUUGAUUGCUUCUUAUAUAUGUCAUUCAAAAUAUGUUACAUAGAUCCAUGAUCUCUGCAUCUGAAUGAAUAGGACUUUUUUUUUUUGUUGAAAUCAGUAUUUCUUGAGCUGCAAAGUUGUAUCACCUCAACUAGUUCAUGUCUUCAUGGCAUUUGUGAUUUAACAGACAUAAAAAU